AUGAUGCGUGCACCGGCGCUUUCACACGCAGAUUGGGUGGCAGGUUUGAUGCUGGUUUUGUUCCUGGAGUUCUCUUUAGCAGGGGAUCCUUCGUCUUUGUUCUUGGCCUUGCGCUUUUCAGAACCCGAAAUCCGCUCCAUCGCUUGUGCCACACGUGGUAGAGAGAGCCUGGGAGGCGCACUUCAAGAGCGGGUUCGCCUUGACUAUGUCGAUGCUGUGCUUCGCCGCCUCGGUGGCGAUGGUGGCAGGGAGAAGCUUUCGCUGCUGGGCUACAGGAUCAGGGAGUCGGGAACCAGUCUCACCUCGGAGUGCGCAGUGUGCGAGAGCCGAGGCUUCGCUCGUCUUACACCUCCGUCGACGUUUCCCCAGAGCUCAACCUCUGCUUCGGGGAAGAACUUGCUCUGGCAGAGUGUGCUCAGGCGGAUGCUCAACAAAGAGCUUUGUCAGCUUGAUUGUUUGCCGCGCGUCACGAUUCCGUUGCUCCCGGUGCACGCUAAAUGUCGUCUCUGUGAGAAUCCUGCAACGUUUGCGGACGGACAGGUCGCAGAUGCCACCUGGACCUUGCAGCAACUUGAGUGGUACAUCAACGAGGUUUCGCAAGGCAACGAGAUACAGCCUUUGUUGGCCGGAACGAUGCAGAUACUCUCAAGCCCGAAGGCUGGCACGAAGCUGCAGCAAGUCUUGUACAAGGAGACGGGCGGGGAAAGACAAAUCAAUCCACAUGCUAUUCAGCAUGCCUUUCUCCAGGAGCUGAACGACAUUCGGCGCAAGCAAGGAGCGUCGGUUGGCUUUGCUGCAGCACCUGCAGAAGCUUUGCCGCCCGCCAUGGGUGAGAAAGGCAAAAAGGAUGAGAUGCUCGCUUGCACCGCCCCUUCCUUGUGGCUCACUGCCUGGAAGCAGCAUGCAUUCACCGCAAGUGAACUGCCAUGCUGGCAAGUUGUUAGCCUCCGUUCGGAGUGCAAGAGACCGGAGAGCCGCCCUCAACAGACGUCGCGGACGCAGAACUUCAAGGACGGAUUCAUGAGAAGUUUGCAGUCGUGCGCAUCGUUGGUAUCGGCAAAGAACUUGGACAAAGACGUGAUAGCCAAAAUGCCAGAGGCUGCCGAAGACCUGUGGCUUCGCACACGGAAAGAUGCAGAAAGUCUACUCAGGAAUCCUUCCAUGACGGCUAGCGAGUUCAAGAAGAAUUCUCAAGAUCUCCAGCGAGUUAUCAAAGACGUCGCCUCCCUCCUCAAGCACGAGAUUCGGCUCACAGAGUCGGAUUCGACCAAAGUAGCCAGGCAAGUGGCGGAGAAGGUGGCUGAAUUGGUGUUAAAAGAUCUGGAAAAGCUGAUGCCCAUCUGUCCGCAUCACCUUUUCAACAAAAGAUGCGAAGCUCACAAGGGAAAAGGAGAGUGUCCGCUGGAGCACCCGGAUGUGAGCAAGACGCAUGAUUCAUGGCAACUCUUGGGCAUCAGUGGUGGAAAAGCAACAAUAUUCCACGGCAUCGGCUUGAACAGCUGGCUGGGCAUUGUGAAUAUUUGUCAACAUAGUGUCAGGACGGGGCAGCCUUGCAAGGGCAAGUGUCGGUGGAUGCACCCCGAGAAAUAUGAGCUGCAGAAGAUAAAGGAGAAGCUGUGGAAUAAGUGUGGUACUUACUACUUCGACUGGGCAAAAGUCGCGCACUUGGAAGUAGUCGCGGAGGUGCUGCUGCAGUCGCUACAAGCAGAAGGAGCAGAUCUCAAGAUCCCCCAUGGGUUUGGCUGCUGCUUCUUCAAGGACGGCGACAAGAUGUUGAAUGUUCGCUUGGCGGCCAUUCUUGCAUCUGCGUUCUUGAACAAGCGUUGCUGUGACCUGGGCCUGGAGGCAUCUACGGAAGUGCUGCUGCGCAUGUGCCGAAGUCUUUACCGCUAUCCCGACCCGCAGGCCGCGGAUUUGGCAAAGACUACUUUGGCAGAAGUGCGCAAUGUUGAAAAGCUGUCGCACACAGUGAGCUGGGAGGUGGAAGGCUGCCAGCCCAAGCCUAACGAACGAUGUUUGCUGUCAAGCUUGUUGGGACGCGACCAGCCUUGGGCGGCCAAUGAGAGACGCUCGCACAUAGGCGGUGGCUCCUCAUCCAGGAUGAGAGCAGAUGCUCCAGCGUACACACCACAAUCUCAGCAGCCUCGACAGCGAGCCUGGUUCGGCAAUGCCGCGCGGGACUUUCACUGGACGCCACCACAUCCAGUGGCAGCGCAACUGGCGGCAGAAGCUACCCAAGCUGUGACGACGCGCCAAGGACCAAUUGGAUCCGGUCGAAGCUGGCAGCCCGAGCUGCAUCAGCCAGCUGCCCGUUGA
Symbiodinium sp. CCMP2592 is the source of this 2316-nucleotide messenger RNA. The record is from the annotation of a GenBank genome assembly. NCBI's taxonomy places the organism in Eukaryota, Dinophyceae, Suessiales, Symbiodiniaceae.